GAAUGGCUGACUAUUAAAAGUAAAAACUCGUUAGUUGUCCCGUUAUCAAAUUUCUUGAUAAAAAUCUAAAAAUCUAAUUAAAAGAAAAAGCAAAAUUAAUAAAUGAAUGAAUUCAUUUUAAUGAAUGAAUAUAAUAAAGUCAUUGUUUGAUUCUUGCGUGCAUUGAAUAACCAAUAAUGAACAAGAAUAUAAAAUGCCGCGAUUAAAAUUUGUGAGAUUUUGACACGUUUACAAAUUCAAGAUUCAAGUAAUUAAUCUGAAAACAUUUUUUAGAAGUGAAAAUUUAUCCAUAUUAUAAAAGAAUAUACUGAUCAGAAUCAUAGAGGAUGUGAGAUCAUUGUACAAACAUUAUGACGAAUUACUGUCUUUGUAAUAAUGUGAUGGAUUCUUUUCAUUUUUUAUUAUCUGCAUUUCUUUAAUAUCGUAUGAUUAUAUUAAUUAUGUAUAUUUGUGAACAUUAUUGUGAUUAACAACUGACAAGUGAUUAUUUAGAAGAUUAAAAUAUAAUUUUAUUUACAUAAUAAGCAUUUGGUGCUUAUCAAUCAUGAAGAAACAAUUUUUCAGAGUUAAACAGCUCGCUGAUCAAACAUUUUCUAGAGCUGGCAAAACAGAAGUGCUCACAGAUGAUUUACAAGCUGCAGACAAACAUGUAGAUCAAAUCCGAUUGGCCCUCAUUGGAUUAAAUAAGAGACUUGGUAAUCCACCAAAUCAAACUAUGACACAAGAUCCUGCUCUUAAGGAGAAACGAUUGAAAAAGUGUCCAGAAUAUAUAUUGGGACAAACAAUGUUAGAAAAUGCUCCUGAAGAUGGUCUUAUGGGUUUUACUUUAUCAGAAUGUGGCCGUGCACAAAUGCAUUUAGCAAAUGAAGCAAUUGAACAUGAAACAAAAGUUGAACAAUAUGUUGCAAUUCCUCUUCAACACAUUUUAGAUACAGAUGUACCAAAUAUAUUAAAGCAUAAAAGAAAUUUAGCUCGAUUAAUCUUGGAUAUGGAUAGUGUGAGAACAAGAUAUCAACAAGCUAGUAAACAUAGUGCUAGUUCAGGUGCAACAAAAGUAGAUAAUUUAAGAGAAGAAUUAGAAGAAGCUGAAGCUAAAGUUGAACAGUGUAGAGAUCAAUUAGCAGCAGAAAUGUUUCAACUUAUGUCACGGGAAACUGAAUUAGCACACACUAUUAUACAAUAUAUAAAACUUCAAAGAGCUUAUCAUGAAAGUGCACUACAUUGUCUUGAAGAUCUUAUUCCAGGAUUAGAAAGUUAUAUUAAUGAUAAUGAAAUGAAACCAGUUUAUGGUUACCCUCUGGAAGAACAUCUCAGAGUCACUAAUAGAAAAAUUGCAUUACCUAUUCAAUUAUGUGUAUCUGCAUUAUUAAGAUUAGGUAUAGAAGAAGAAGGUCUUUUUAGAAUAGCUGGCGCUGCAUCAAAAUCACGACGAAUUAAAUUAAGUUUAGAUGCAUGUUGUCUUACAUUACCAACUGCUCUAGAAUAUAAAGAUCCACAUGUUAUUGCUGGUGCAUUGAAAUCUUAUCUUCGAGAAUUACCAGAACCUCUUCUAACAUACAAAUUAUAUCCUGAAUGGAUGGCAGCUGCAAAAAUAACACAGAAUGAAACAAGAUUAAGAGCUCUUUGGGAAGUGUUACAUAAAUUACCAUCAGCAAAUUUAGAAAAUUUACGGUUCCUAAUCAAAUUUUUAGCUAUACUCACUAAAAAUCAAGAUGUAAAUAAAAUGUCACCACAAAAUAUUGCAAUUGUGAUUGCACCUAAUCUAAUAUGGAGUCCACAAGAGGAUGUAAAUACAAUGGUAAUGAACAUGAGCACAGCUAAUAACUCUAGUCUUAUAGUUGAUCAAUUGAUUACAUAUGCAGAUUGGUUUUUUCCUGGCGAAAUAGAUUUUGAUCGUGAUUUAGAAGUUGGUAUUAUAAAUGGUUCAGAAAAUCAAAAUAUGAAUAUUCGCCGUUGUAUCUCUAAUAGUAGUCUUAGCGAUCAUGGUGAAAGUCCUCCACAAGGUAGUCCUAAACCUGCAACUCGUAGGAAAAACAAACCAGCUCCAACUCCACCAAAUAAUACUACUCCAGAUAAACAUGAUAAAAAAUCUGAUGAUAAACCACCACCUACACCUGAUAAACCACCUAGACCUUUAACAUCAGCAACUCUUAAUCGUAAAAUUCAAAAACAUGAAACAAUAAAUACUGAAUCAAUUACUAAACAUGACAAUAGUACAGAAAAGCAAGAUGGAAGUUCAGAAAUAGAAGGUAAACAAUGUAAUGAAACGAAUGCACUAGAUUCUUCAUCCUUUAACUAUUCAGAAUGCAUUAAUGAAGUACAAGAAGAUUUACAUAAUGCAAAUAUUGAAACUGAAAAAAUUAAUCAAGAAACUCAAAGAUAUGAAAAAAAUGUAAAAUAUGUUCCUAUUGCUCUUGAAAGAAAUACUAUCGAAAAUAUAUUGUGCAAUAAAUCUAUUAUGGAACUUGAAAAUUCAGAAAAUUCUAUACAUAAAUUAAAAAUAAUACCAAUUGAAAGACCACUUCCUUCCACAAUAGAAAGAAUACGUAGACCAAUAGCUGCACCAAGAAGUAUAACUAAUAUAGUACAUAAUACAGAAGAAAUAGUUGAAUUACGAAAGAAGUCGGAUAAUAAUCCUAUUUGUACAAGUACACUUGACAGAAGUAGUAAACCAGCGAUACCAGAACGUCCAGCUGGAUUAAUUAGACCUUCAAGCCUCAUUAAACAACAACCACGUCACAGUAAUGAAAACUUAGAUUCUGAAACAGGGCCUUUAACUUUGGAAAGAGCUCAUGUAUAUUCAGUGGACAAACAACAGGUCAGUAUAAUACAAGUGCGUGGAAAUGGCAAUGUGUUCUGCACCUCGGGCAACAACAAUGGCAACGCGGCUUCGAACUUACAGAGAAGCCCCAGUGUAGGUAGUCGACCUUCAUCUAUGUCCUUGUAUGGUGAACGACCGGAAAAGCCAGCCAAAUUAAAUGCUCCAGAACAAACAAAAGCUCAUGUGCGAACAAGAUCAGAAGGAAAUAUUAUCGAUGUGCAAACUCAGACUGAAACGGUAGUAGUUGUUAAAACUUCACCUCCACAACCUGUUCCGGCUUCUCCAAGAUUUCAUCAAAGGCCUCCACGGCCACAACCACCGCCUCCACCUCCACCCACCGCACGAAUUAAAUCAGAACAUGAAAGUACUAAUCUUUAGGAUUAGCUGUAAAAAAGUGAUUAUUAGAUUUAUAAGAGAACUUUAUAAGAAUUAAUAUUUUUAUUAAAAAAAAUGAAUACUAUAUAUUUCUUAUAAAAUAAUAUAAAACUAUGAAAAAUUUCUGAUAAAAUAA
Molecule: messenger RNA, 3332 nt
Organism: Apis laboriosa (Himalayan honeybee)
Lineage: Eukaryota; Metazoa; Arthropoda; Insecta; Hymenoptera; Apidae
Product: rho GTPase-activating protein 44-like
Exons: 9
Coding region: 545-3199 (884 amino acids)
Biological process (GO): signal transduction; regulation of actin cytoskeleton organization; regulation of Rac protein signal transduction
Cellular component (GO): intracellular anatomical structure; cytoplasm
Molecular function (GO): protein binding; GTPase activator activity
Source: RefSeq, a predicted model, not a curated record